Molecule: messenger RNA, 1950 nt
Organism: Cuscuta campestris
Lineage: Eukaryota; Viridiplantae; Streptophyta; Magnoliopsida; Solanales; Convolvulaceae
Source: the annotation of a GenBank genome assembly
AACCAGCUAACCCAGGAUUGCAAAUGUUAGAAAGGGCACCCACCUUCUGAUCUUCUAAAUCAAGGAAGCUGUUAUAUUGGAAACGCACACUUUGUGUGGCUUGUUUGAAAAAAUAAGAGACCAGUUGGUGGAUUGCCCAAACUAUGCUGCAUAUUUUUGUAGUACUCCCUCCUUCAUAUAAAAUGGUUCCACAUUUCAUCUUUGUUUGUCUGCCCCAAAAUAUGUUCUAUUUUCACUUUAAGGAAUUUUUUUAUGUUUUUUGAAAUUGCUCUCACUUUUGCAUUAGUUUAACUUUAAGUGUCAAAGUACACUUAAACUCAAUUUUGUGAAGGCUAUCAAUGCAAAGGAGCCAAAUUAAAAGUUAUCAAACCAUCCAUGUUUUCAUCUAGGGUCCAGAGACUCCCUGUUCGCCUGCUCUUGAAUCCAGCCAUAUCAUCGUCGUCUUCAGCAAGUCAAAUGGCAACUACUGCACUGGGCUGUUCAUAUUCUCCGUCGUCGUUUUCUUCCUCUUCUUCUGAUUGUUAUCUCCGAUAUAACAGUAGCAGUAAAUACGGGCCAUUAAAUUUCAAGCCCGACUUCGGCGGCAGUAGAUUCCUCUCCUUUUCCAUCUCCAGGAAACUGCACACAAGACCUUUCAAAGUGAGAUCAGUAGCUGCUCCCGCGGAGGUCACUACGGGGUUCGAUGAAAUGCUCUCUGGGACGCAGAGGAAAUACUAUUUGUUAGGUGGAAAAGGUGGAGUUGGAAAAACAAGCUGUGCUGCUUCACUUGCUGUUAAAUUUGCUAACAGUGGUCACCCAACUCUCGUGGUUUCCACUGACCCUGCACAUUCUCUGAGUGAUUCUUUUGCCCAGGAUUUGACUGGGGGAACGCUUGUACCAGUGGAAGGACCAAGCUCUCCAUUAUUUGCACUUGAGUUAAAUCCUGAAAAAGCCAAGGAAGAGUUUCGCGGUGCAACCCAAAGUAGUGGGGGGUCAGGGAUCAAAGACUUCAUGGAUGGAAUGGGCCUUGGGGUGCUUGCAGAUCAGCUGGGUGAAUUAAAACUGGGGGAGUUGUUGGAUACACCACCUCCUGGUCUGGAUGAGGCCAUUGCAAUUUCAAAGGUUAUGCAAUUCUUGGAAUCUCAAGAAUACAAUAUGUUCACCCGUAUUGUGUUUGAUACUGCCCCCACGGGUCAUACUCUACGACUCCUAUCAUUGCCAGACUUUUUGGAUGCAUCCAUAGGAAAGAUAUUAAAGUUGAGGCAGAAGAUAGUGUCAGCCACAUCAGCAAUAAAGUCCGUGUUUGGGCAGGAACAAGCUCCAAAACAAGACUCUGGUGAUAAAUUGGAGCGCUUGCGGGAGAGGAUGAUAAAAGUCAGGGAACUUUUUCGUGACACAAGUUCCACAGAAUUUGUCAUCGUAACAAUUCCUACGGUGAUGGCAAUCAGUGAAUCAUCAAGGCUGUGUGCUUCCUUGAAGAAGGAACAUGUUCCUGUCAAGCGGCUUAUUAUUAACCAGGUUCUUCCUCCGUCUGUUUCCGACUGCAAAUUCUGCGCUGUGAAGAGGAAGGAUCAAGCACGGGCUCUGGAUUCGAUAGGGAGCGAUCCGGAACUGUGUAGUUUGAUGCUGGUGCAGGCACCCCUGGUUGACGUUGAAAUUAGAGGUGUUCCGGCGCUUCAGUUUUUAGGCGAUAUCGUCUGGAAAUGAUCUGGAAAAACAAGACAAGUCUUGUAGUUUGAUGCUUCUGGUGUUCUCAGUUCUAAGCUGUUGUGUUUAUUUCAGUAAAGCAGAAGACAUCUGUUCUGCGUUUUUUUAUAACAGAUAGAAAGAAAGAAGCAAGCAAACAAACUUCACUUUGUGGCCUUGAAGAUGGAAAAGUGAUUGUAUAGAGAGCUUUUGCUCUGAGAUUUUUAAGUUUUACUAUAAUAUCGUUGAAAAAAAUUAUAGUGAAAAUAUAUUGGCUCGUAUUCC